AUGUCCAACCAAAAGGAAUACAGUAAUGUAAAGAUCAGCAAGGUCCAGGCCAAUGACCUGGCUGUGGUGGUGUCUCGCAUGCAGAAGAAUGCAGACCAAGUAGAGAAGAGCAUCCUGGCAUCAGAGGAUCUGCUGACUGUGGACACCGAGCGUGAUGGGAAGAAACAGACCCUGAUCCACCAGAGGGAGAACGCAGACAACCUGGCGGAUGCUGAGGGGCUGCUGAAGGAUCUCUUCAUGGACGUGGACAAAGCCAAGAGGCUGCAGCACCCGCAGGCCCACGAGAUAGAGAGAGAUGUAAAAAACCUCCAUGAUCGCUGGGUGAAGGACUGUGCCAUCUACAGGGAACUGUAUUCUCAGGUGCUUGCUUUGGAUCUGAAACAAAAGAUCGAUUGGAGUCCUCUGCUGGACAAAAAACUGAAACAGUUAAAGUCGGACGGCUAUGGCCCCAAACUGACUGAUGUGGAGAAGCAGAUCGCAGAACACAACAUUCUGCACCAGGAGAUCGAGGCCUACAACGCCCAGCUGCAGCCCAGCACCACCGCUUCCCAGCAGUACGACGCCCUCAAGGAGAAAUAUGCUAAACUUUAUGAGAGCUCCCAGCAGAGACGCAGCCACCUGGCCUCUCUGUACGAGUAUGUGCAGAGCUGCAGUAAGGAGCUGGCCUACCUGUCCCGCCAGCAGGAGAGGGUCCUCCAGAGAGACUGGAGUGACCGCAUGGUGGAUGCCCCAAGUGUCCGCAUGGAGUACGAGAAAUUCAAAAACAAUGGCCUGCUAGCACAUGAGAUGGAGAUCAACAAGCUGCAGCAGGAGGGAGAAAGUCUCACUGAAAAGAAACAUCCUGCCAGCUCAACAAUAGAGGCACACAGAGCUGCUGUGCAGGCUGAGUGGCAAGGCUUCCUCAACUUGUGUUUGGCGCAGGAAAUACACCUGGACAACAUAGAAGACUACAAGAAGUUCCAGCUGGAUGCAGACACGUUGUCUGAGUCCCUGGAGAGGCUCAGCUCCACGAUGAACCCAAAGGCUCUGGCCGAGAAGAGCAACCCUCAGGUUCUGUUGGAGCUGGAGGGAGAUGAACCAGCGGUAAAGAGGAAUGAGCAGCGCCUGGCUGCCCUCAGGGAGCUCAGCAGCAGCAUCGUGCCUCUGAAGUUACGCCGAACCCCGCUCACCAAACCCACCACUGCAGUGUCCCUGUGUGACUGGGCAGAUGAAGAUGACACAGUGAGGCGUGGUGACGUGCUAAACCUAAAGUCCAACUCUGAUUUUAAGAACUGGGAGCUUCAGAGCAGCAAUGGGAAGAUCAGGACCCUCCCUGGCACAUGUUUUAUGGUCCCACCCCCUGAUGCUGAGGCGCUGGAGAAAGUAAACAGUCUGGACAGAGCGCUGACAGAUCUAAAGAGCCGUAGAUCUGCUCUUAUGUCCUCCUUGAAGAACCCCACUGUGGAGGUGGUCCGCCCUCAGAAGGCAGCCGCUGUUCAAAGUGCUCCAGAGGAUCCCAGAGCUGCAGAGCUAGCCAGUAAAAUAGACAAGAUCAACAAAGCCCUGGAUCAGAGCGAAAAAGAAGUCCUGAGUCGACUCAGAGCCCCACUAGACAACCGCAACCCCACACAAGACCUGGGGAACAGGCUGCAAGAGCAUGAGAAAUCCGCUCAGACUGUGAGGAAGCUGGAGUCAGAGAAGUCUGCAGUCCAGAGAGACAUGGAGCCUGUUCUGGCCAAGAAACCCCUGGGACCCACCGCCUCCACCCUGCCCCACAAACUCAGCGCUGCCAACAACAAGCUUGAUGACAUCAACACCCUCAUUGAUCUCUAUAAUAAAAAAGCUACAGCCUCCAUGUUCCUGGAGAAGCAGAAGCUGAACGUGGAAGGCAUCGUCUCUGGGUUUGAGGAGAAACUGGCUAAAGAAAGCGCCAUUCUUGAUCAACCCAACGCCCUCCUCAGUCGCAACCAGCAGCUGCAGAUUAUGCAUAAAGAUGUCACCUCCAAGAAGGAUGAGUUGACUAAAUUAGGCAGAGACUUGGACCUGACGGAGAAAGCAGGCAGCUGCUUGCAGCGGAGUUUCAAUGAAUACUGUCCAGACAUCCGCCGCCAGGAGAAUGAGGUGAAACAGCUGAAGAACCGUUACACGACUGUCAAUAAUCAGCUCCAGGAAAGGUCUGCUCUCCUAAAGGACGCAAACAAUAAAAACCAAGAUUUCCAGAAUGCUGUUCAGUCACUUGAUUUCUUCUUGGUGAAUUUGCCCAAUACUGCGAUCAAACCUACAGAUAAUGUGACGCAGAUAACAGCCAAGCAGAACUCUCAGAAGAGAGUGAUGGAGGACAUCAAGAAGAAAACCGGUGAUUUAGAUCGAGUCAAGUUUCUUUCCCGUGACCUUCAGAGCGUCUUGAAUGAGUAUGACAUGAAGUCAAACACUUACCGUGUCAAUCUGAAUGAUGACGAUGACGAUGACGACGACGAUGAUGAACCAGUCCCAAAGAUGCGUCAAACUUCAACUUUGGUUCAGGCUGUACAGAGAAAGGAGAAAGAUCUACUGAACCUUUUCUCUGAGGUGUCUGCAGAAAACAACCAGCUACUCAACCAGUUGGGAACGACGAAGAACAUCAAGGCCAGGAAUGAAGACAAAGUUAGUCAGGUGGUGGUCAAUCAGCAGCUGCAGCUACAGAGCCAGAGGAAGGACCUGCAGGAGAGUGAUAUUCUGAAAAGGGAAUUAAUGGAGGAGGAAGCCAGGCGCUUACAUGCUGAAAGAGACCUGGAAACAUACCGUAAGAGAUUUGUGUCUCUGAAGAAUAGGAAAGGAGUGGAGAGGUUGCAGGAGACGGAGGUGGUGCAAUACUACCAUGACCCUAAACUAGAGGCGGAACUACAUUCUCUGAAAAAUCGGAUCCAGGAUGAAUCAUCGAAGAGGACAAGAACCCAUUCAGAGAUAACAAUGAUCAGUGAGACGAUUGUCAAAAUGGAAACACAGCUGAUCAAAGUUGAACCAAAACUGGUGAUCAGGUUAAUGACUGAAUACGAGAGAGACCCGCAGCUUGACAAAGACGCCGCCAAGAUCAGAGAAGAGAUGGAGAGGAUACGACUAGAGCUCCAAACGAGAGAUACUGAGAAAAUUCAUGUGAAAACUGAGCUCACGGUUCUGUCUCAGCAGAAACAAAAAAUCAGGGAGAAGGUUGUUAAGAAAGAAGUUGUGAGGCUUGAAAGGGAUCCAGAGAUGCUGAAAGCUGUUCUCACGUUUCAAAGUGGUAUCUCGGAGGAGGAUCACCAUUCCAAGUCGCUCAACGAUAGGAUUUUUAGCACAAGGAGCCAGAUUAACACACUAGAGAUGGUCAUUCCCACCAUCCAACCCAAGAUAGUCACCAAGGUGGUGAAGCAAGUACAGCAAGAUCCAGAAACUAUGGAACAGUCGAAGAAACUACGAACGGCAUUGGAGGAGGAGAGAGACGAGAAUGUUGUCUUGAUGAAGGAAUUGACCACUUUGCAGCUACGUUAUGGGGAGGUGGACAAGCUCAGGCCUAAAAUUGAGGUCAAGGAGAUCAUCAAUGAGAUCUACAGAGUUGAUCCUGAGACAGAAGUCGAGCUUGUGCGUCUGAGGAAAGAGCUUCAGGAUUCCAGCCGUAACCGUACAGACUUGGAGAUAGACAUCAAGACAGUGAUAACAACUCUGACUACGCUGCGCGCUCAGAAACCCAAAGUGGAGUACAAGGAGGUGACCCAGGAGGUGAUCAAAGAAGAGAAAAGCCCAGAGGUCAUCAGGGAAUUGCAAAGGCUGAACAACCAAGACUCCCGACUGCAAGUCAACUACGACACCACCCUGGAGCUGCUGACCCGCCUACGUAAAGAAAGAGAUGAGCUGAAAGUUGAAAAAUCCAAGGUGGAGACCAAGAUAGUCCAUAAAGAGCUCAUCAAAUAUGAGAAUGAUCCUCUUCUUGAAAAAGAGUCUGACAGACUUCGGAGGGAUGUCAGAGAAGAGAUUAACCAACGCCGCAGUGUGGAGGAGUUACUCUUUGACCUCCAGAAUCAAUACAUUGUCCUUGAAAGGCAGAAGCCGGAGGAAAAGAUUGUCAUGCAGGAAGUGGUGCGUCUUCAGAAGGAUCCCAAGCAGUUACUGGAGCAUGACAAGUUGAACAAGAACCUGGAUGAUGAACUGAAAAGCCGCAGAAAGCUUGAUAUAGAGGCCAGACAGCUCAGAGCCCUGAUUCAAGACAAAGAGAAUAUCUUGGCUCAGAUGGACGAUCGUCAGAAGAAGAUUCAAGCAGAGUCAGAGCUCAGGCAGAUCAAAGCUCGCAUUCUUGAACUGGAAAACUCUCCGCCGGCCAUUGAGGAAAAGAUAAUCAUCGAGGAGAUCCUGAAAGUUGAGAGGGAUCCUAUGCUGGACAAACUUACUGAUGGUAUACGUGUCAACAUGGAGACUGAGGCCCACAAUGUCAGUCGUAUCGAGAGAGAAAUCCGCAACCUGAAACUCAAGUUGGAAAUUCUGCAAAAGGAGAAGUCAAUUGAGAAGGUUGUUUACAGGGAGGUUGUUCGUGUAGAGAAAGACCCGGAAUUGGAGGCUGAAAGGGAACGUCUAAGAGAUCUCGUAUCGCAGGAGAGAAAUCUCAGGCGUGACCAGGAGGAUAGCACUCAGAACAUCCACAUCAGAAUUACUCACAUACAGUCAACAAAGUCUGUGACUUCUCACGAGGAGACCACUCUCAUCACCAACAAAGAUGCUCUGCAGAGAGAGAAGGAGGAUCUCCUCAGACAGCUCAAAAUGUUAGAGUCUCAAAAACAGAACAUCACCAUAACCUUCCAGCAACAGUCUAAGCUAAUGGGUGAGAGAAACCAGAUUGGACGACAGAGGAGUCUUAAGACAUCCACUGAAAUGCAACGACUGGAGAAAGAAAUCCUCAACGAAAAAGACAAAAUACACCAGAGAGAUACACUUAUCAUCGAGCUGCAGAGCAACGUCAUGAAAGAAGACCACUCUGAUACUCACACCAGGGAGACAAACCUCUCAACGAAGAUCAGCAUCCUGGAUCCAGAAACCGGUAGAGACAUGACUCCCUAUGAUGCCUAUGUGCAGGGGCUAAUUGAUCGCAACCACUACAUUCAACUGUCUGAAUUGGAAUGCGAAUGGGAGGAAAUCACUUCAACUGGUCCAGAUGGGGAAACAACAAUUCUGCAGGAUCGCAAAAGUGGGAAGCAGUACUCCCUCAAGGAUGCUCUGAGGAAUGGUCAUUUGACCCAGUAUGACGUGAUGCGUCACAAGGAAGGAAAAAUAUCCAUUACGGAGUUUGCCCUCCUUGUUGCAGGAGAAACCCGUAAGCCCUUCAUUCCUCCAAUAAUCCAAAGACCACCCAAUAGACCCACUCCAAGCUCUCCCUUAAACUCCAUGCCAAACUCCCUGAGGUCCUCUUACCCCAGCCUCAACAGUCACCACAGUGGCAGUCUGAACAACCUCAGUGCUUCAGCAGGUGAUGAGUAUUUCCCCAUCUCUGGUAUUUUAGACACUACCACUAAUAGCCGCAUGUCCGUGAGAAGUGCUCUGACCCGCAAACUCAUUGAUGCCGACACAGCUCUGAAGCUGCUGGAGGCACAAGCAGCCUCCGGGGGAAUCAUCGAUCUCUCCAUAAAGGACAAACUGUCAGUCCACAAGGCAGCUGAACGCGGUCUCAUUGACUCGAGUGACAUGCACAAGCUUCUGAAUGCCCAGAAGGCCUUCACUGGAGUCGAGGACCCCAUAACCAAAGACCGUCUUGCAGUGGGACCAGCUGCCACGAAAGGGUAUAUUUCUAGAGAAAAUGCCAGGAGGUACAUGGAAGCGCAGUACCUGACCGGUGGGUUUGUGAAUCCUGCUAAAGCAGGACGCCUCAGUGUCAAAGAAGCUCUUGCCACUAAUAUUAUUGACAGCACAUCAGCUGAUGAGCUGCAAGAUGAGGCUUCCUACAAAAAAGAGCUUGUAGACCCCAUCACUAAAGAGAAGAUAACAUACAAGCAGGCGAUGGAUCGGUGUAAGAGAGACAACAGCACGGGGCUCCUGCUGCUUCCUGCAGCCUCUACUGAUGCCACAAAUGCCCCAUCAUACUCAAACUAUCGUUUCAACUAAUUUUAGAUGUGAUGUUUUUAGAUGUUUAACUUGCCCCUGGUACUAGAGGGUAUGUGAUAACGCUAACUGAUCCACGUAAAGAUAAAAAUAAAAUGUUUGUACACGCUUUUGUAAACACUGUUGGGGAAAACUACAUUUUUGGUGAAACUGUACAUGUGGAUGUUCUUUUUUUCAGUGCUAUUUUUGGUUCUGCUGUAAAAAUGAGGGUAAUGUUUGU
Messenger RNA from Cottoperca gobio, 6298 nucleotides. Its product is annotated as envoplakin-like. The record is from RefSeq and is a predicted model, not a curated record. Gene Ontology annotation, cellular component: cytoskeleton; intermediate filament; membrane. Gene Ontology annotation, molecular function: structural molecule activity; cadherin binding. Lineage: Eukaryota; Metazoa; Chordata; Actinopteri; Perciformes; Bovichtidae. Gene Ontology annotation, biological process: intermediate filament cytoskeleton organization; wound healing.